Nerophis lumbriciformis (worm pipefish) is the source of this 2856-nucleotide messenger RNA. It is a transcript of the gene ecsit, whose product is annotated as ECSIT signaling integrator. Gene Ontology annotation, cellular component: mitochondrion. Lineage: Eukaryota; Metazoa; Chordata; Actinopteri; Syngnathiformes; Syngnathidae. Gene Ontology annotation, biological process: cell surface receptor protein serine/threonine kinase signaling pathway; innate immune response. Gene Ontology annotation, molecular function: protein binding. The record is from RefSeq and is a predicted model, not a curated record.
GGACGUGUUUGAGGGUAGAACCCGGAAAUCAGUCGACUUUCCAACAUGGUGACACCCAUGAAGACUAAUCUCUGAAGGAGACAUGUAACACAGGUUCCGAUGUUUUUCUAUUGACAUCACCAUCAUGAAGGGUGCAAACUGUCUGGUCCAGCUGCAGAGGCUUAUUAGGCUGCUGGGCCAGUCCGCCUCUUCUGCAGCCCAAUAUGGGGCUCUGCCCCAAUUUGGUCAUCCUCAUGUACUGCACAACACACAAUACCAGAUGCUGAGGCGUUUCCACUGCAGCCCUCUGUGCUCUAAAGGUCGGCGAGUGCCGGCAGAAUUCGUCAGUAAGGGCGAGAGCGAGAACCAAUCCGUGGUCCUUCCGGACCUCUUUGAGCAGCUGGCCCCGGAUAUCAAAAGCAAGGCCUCCUUCACCAAGGUGGUGGAAUUCUUCAACAAGGCCGACGUGAGACGGCGGGGUCACGUGGAGUUUAUCUACGCUGCUCUUAAGAGGAUGCCCGAGUUUGGCGUGGAGAAAGACUUGGCCGUCUACAACAAGCUCCUGGAUGUUUUUCCCAAGGAGGUGUUUGUGCCCACAAACUUCAUCCAGCGCAUGUUCAACCACUACCCCCGACAGCAGGAGUGUGCGGUGCAGAUACUAGAACAGAUGGAGAACUAUGGAAUCACACCGAACAUGGAAACUAAGGUGCUGCUGGUGCAGAUAUUUGGAGAGAAGGGUCAUCCUGUGAGGAAAUACCAGCGCAUAAUGUACUGGUUCCCUAGAUUCAAACACGCCAACCCCUUCCCCAUCCCACAUCAGCUGCCCGAAGACUCAGUGGAUCUGGCUCGCUUCAGCCUCAAGCGCAUCGCCAAUGACCUGGAUGCUGCUGUCACUGUUUAUCAGAUGCCCAUCGUCACAGAGAGUGGGAAUCAGACCACUCUUCCACUUAUAGUAGGCAUCCAGAGUCCCAACCAGAUGGAGCUCCUAGCCAAACAUAACCCCAGCAAGCCAGUGUUUGUGGAGGGACCCUUCCGGCUGUGGCUGAGGAAAACGUGUGUCCACUAUUACAUUCUCCGAGCUGACCCCACGCCGCCCGAGGAGAAGGUGGAGGAACCCUAUGAUCCAGAGCGCUCCUUCGGCUACCCUCUGCAGCUCGACCUCAGCUAUGACCGUGACUUGGGAGACUUAGAGACGUUUGACGUAGAAGACCUGGAUGAAGGGCCUGUGUUUGCCAUGUGUAUGACCAGCCAGCGAGACCAGGCCACCCUCAACCAGUGGAUCUCCGGCCUCCAGGAGACCAACCCUAUCCUGGGUCACAUCCCGACCCUUUUUCGCCUGGAAUCCAGCCCCACAGAGCUCCAGGCCGGAGCCCAGAAAGACACGGACCAACAUCACGGCAAUGGUCCGGAAACCCAAAGGGACAAGUCCACCCUAGAAGAGGAAGAAGAGGAGCUGAAAAGUAGCAGUGGGAUGACGAGGUGAGGAAGACAUCCCAUCAUGAAGUAGGAGGAACUGGCUCUGAAUGACUCUCAAUAAGUUAUAUGGACAAAAUGCAGAAACAACAAAUAAAUUCACAACAAGGACGAGUCACAUUUGUCUUUGUUUCCUAACCUAGCAAAAUCAGACCUUACAGAAAGUAGAAAAUAUUUUAUUUCUUGAAAGGCAUUUGAAAACAUUCCCUUUGAACUGGUAAACAAGACACUUGGAGAGGAUCCCUUGCAGCCAUUGACAAGAAGGAAUUAUCUCCAGCAAAGCCAAUGAUGCAAUAAAUAAUAAAUAAAGGUUACUGAAAAAUGUGGACAUUUGGCAUCUCAAAUACAGUAUCUUUGUAUUUACAACUGUCACAUACCUAACCAGGGCCUAUUAAUUGUAGUUAUUAUUGUGUAUUGGAUGCAUACAAAUACAGUGGUACCUCGGUUUUUGUGUACUCCGCUUGACAAAAAUGAUUGCUAAAAAUGUCUAUUUUCAUAUAAUGCCUGUUAUAACACCGAACUUUACAAACUAGUCUGCCAUUCAGAAUCCCCACGCAGUUACGACUCCGAAGAAUCGAUAGUUUUUACAGUUGGCACACUAUAGACAGAUGGCAGCCCGGUAAUCUUUUAAUCAUCUUUAUUGUGUGUUUGUGGGUUGUUAAUUUGUUCAUAGAACGCACACAGACCGAUGAACAAUUCCGUGUCUCUCAUUUCUUCCUAUUAAGCACUGUGUUCCUUGUGUGGAUGGGUCCUUCGAGCGCACUACGUAUUUCUCAGUUUUAGGCAAAUACCCUUUCAGUCUGUGCUUUUCUUAUUGAGUGCGGCUGCAAAAUACCCCACUACUGGGCCGAAAAAUGUUACAAGUGACAGCACUUUGAUAAAGGUGAGAAACACUAUUGAAUUCGAGAAAGAACUCAGAAGUACUAAAUGUAUCAUCUGUUACUAUAGGAUUGUCAUGUAAAGGUUCCUAGUUAAGAGGUUUCAGAGGGAAAAUAUUAACAGAGGACACUACAAAAAAGGAAGCCAGGCUGCUGCUGACAUAUACAGUAAAGUUCAAGUGGGCAAGUUUACACAUCUAACCUCUUUAAAGUUAACUUUGUAAAGGACUACACUAGAAUGAAACAUACUGUAUAAGGUCAAGCAAACAUGCUGUGUCGUAGGUUCAGCAUGUGGUCAGUUUCCUUGAAGAUCACACUUUUUAAAGCGUAUUGCCCACCUGUGGUGUCGGUGUACACAAGCCAGUGUUAGAAAGCUCAUAGUGGCUUACAAUGACAGCAUAAGGCUGCUGCUGAGAGCCUCAAGGAGCUCCAGUCCAAGCCAAAUAUCAGUGUUGGGGUCCCGACCUGUUCUGCAACUUUAUGUAAUCUCAUGUAUAGGUUCAUGUGUAUAACAGCUGAGUAUGAA